Molecule: messenger RNA, 2211 nt
Organism: Exophiala dermatitidis NIH/UT8656
Lineage: Eukaryota; Fungi; Ascomycota; Eurotiomycetes; Chaetothyriales; Herpotrichiellaceae
Exons: 1
Coding region: 1-2211 (736 amino acids)
Biological process (GO): regulation of DNA-templated transcription
Molecular function (GO): zinc ion binding; DNA-binding transcription factor activity, RNA polymerase II-specific
Source: RefSeq, a predicted model, not a curated record
AUGCCCAAGGAACGGCAGACAUGCACCGAGUGCUCCAUGCGCCGGCAGAAAUGUGAUCGCAAUAUCCCUUGUGGCCGAUGUAUAAAGAGGGGCGAGCCUGAGAAAUGUACGCGCGAGUGGCCCGAGGGUGGUUAUGAUCCGAAGGUCCACCGCAUCUAUCCACGGACUUCAGCCAAGUCUGACGGCAGUCUCUCGGUCACAGAGAGCUCCCCCCAGGGGGUGGAUGGCCAGCCUGGGCCUGAAUCUUCUGCCAAUCCUCCAUCGAAGAGAAAACGGGCCUCGGCCAGCUCGCGACGUAAGUCAGAGGCGCCAGCUUCGACUUACUCGUACCAUUCCACAUCCGCCCCAACGCCGGCCCAUCGUCCGGCCGAUGAUGUCGACCAUACAGCCAGCGUCCCGGACUAUCUCAGCUGGGGCCGGUCCAAGUUAUCGGACUAUGAUCUCAAAGCCCUGGAACUCUUGAAGGAGCCUCAUAAUUCCGGGCCAGCCGCCAAUCCCCGCGACUCUGGGUGUAACUGGGACAUCUCAAAUGGCCUGGGAGGCACAGGUGCGGCCCAAGUCUCGUUUCUGCAACUAUUACUGCCCAGCCGGGCGCAAGUAUUCCAGUUGGUCGAGUACCACAUCGACACGCUCAUGUGGUAUCACGGAUGCUUCCAUGGACCCACAUUCUAUGAAGAGCUCAAAGAAGUCUACAAAAGCCCCACUGGGUUGCAAAUCCGAGAUAUGGAUCUUAGAUGGACGGCCUUGCUGUUUUCAAUCAUGGCCGCCAGUAUGACGUGCGCAAGUGAGCAGCAGGCAUUAUCGUGGGGGUUCCAAAAGAGCGAACGGGCCAAGCUCAACCGACAAUGGUAUAAGGCGACGGUGAGUUGUCUCAACCUUGCCGACUAUAUGUGGCGACAUCACAUCUACUCCGUCCAGGCCAUCUGUAUUUUGAUAUUGUCGGCCCAUGUCUUGGGCUUUAGUAACACCCAGAGCACCUUGUUGGGGGCCGCGCUCAAGAUUUCGCAGGGGCUUGGUCUCCAACGACUUGGCGCGGAUAACGACUGCAACAGUACCGGUGAGCCGUUGACGCCCGCACAACGAGACCGGGUUGUGAAGCGGGAGAUAGGACGGAGGGUAUGGCUGCAAAUUUGCAUACAGGAUUGGUUUCAGAUCCCAUUCUCCGAGAUGUAUUUGAUACAAACGAAGCACUUCACCACACUCAGGCCCCUGCCCUGCGACGAACUGACGAUGCAACCUGUGGGAGAUGACGUCCCCACUGUGGUCAGUUUCGCGAAUUUCCUGUUUGAGAUUGCAUGUCUCGGGCCGCAAUUCCACGACGCAAUCCUGUCAUCCAAUACCUUGUACACAAAAUAUGAGCAGGUUCUGGAGUACGACGCGAAAAUGCGCACGCUGGCCACCGACGGCUGCCCGGCAUAUUUCUCCCCGAGAGAAGGCAUAGCCCCAGAGUGGCCGGCGUUUGUGCCGUGGGCGCGACGCAGCUUGACCGUAUGUUUCGCACACAAGAUCAUCAUGAUCCAUCGUGCAUUUCUGGGCCGCAGUUUCACCGAGCCAGCGUUCGACUUCACGCGCCGCACGUGCAUGGCGGCGGCCAAGACGAUACUCAAAGAGGCUCGUCAGGCCUACGACGAGGAUGGGCCCAUGCUGUGGAUCGACCAGGCAUUCAUGGUCGCCGCGGGCAUCACUUUGGCGUUGGACAUUUUCCAUCGCAAACCAGCCGAACCGGAAUACGACGAGCAUCGGAAACUGGUCGACAAUACCAUCAGCAUGCUGGGCAAAUUUGAAAACAGCAUGAUCGCCCUGCGAGGCAUUCGUCUGUUGUCGUCGCUGCUCGCCGAGCAAGCCCGCCUUAGUGCAGACCAUACGCUGGCGGAUUAUCGCAAAAAACGCGCCCAUAAUGACCCGGCGAACCAUGGCGGCCAGCAGCCGAAACGACAGAAGUUUAAUGUUCCGAAAUUCGUCGAGUCCUUUGUCGGCACCGACUCGUUCACCCAUUCAUUACGCGGCUCUCACAACAACAACAACCUGAAUAGGUCUGCUGAGCCGUCCAUGGAUUUGUAUGAACAGCCCAGUGAAGCACGGACUCCUGCGACUCAAGAGUCUUCGUUCACUUCGGACUUUGGCUAUGAGACUUUCGAACAGUUGUUCCCGCCCCAUACGGGCAUCAGCAACAACUUUUUGUUUGAGGAUCUUCUCAACUUUGACGUUUGA